Prosopis cineraria is the source of this 3950-nucleotide messenger RNA. RefSeq lists its product as uncharacterized. The transcript is spliced from 6 exons. Lineage: Eukaryota; Viridiplantae; Streptophyta; Magnoliopsida; Fabales; Fabaceae. The record is from RefSeq and is a predicted model, not a curated record. The coding region runs from base 27 to 3560 and encodes 1177 amino acids.
CCUCAAGCCGGAGCUCCUCCCUCUGAAUGGCUCUUCAGAGUUCAGCUCCUGACGGCGACGGCAAGGCCGACCGCUUCACGGUCUUCAUAGACACCAGCCUCGACACUCACCUCGCUAUGAUUGCUUACGACGCCGACACUGUUUCUGAUCUCAAAAAGAGAAUUAUGUUAGAACACCCAUUGUGCUUUCCAAAGAUUGGACAGAUAAAGAUCCAUGCCAUAAAGGUAAAGCGCAGGGGCUACUUUUAUCACCUAGCAGAUUCCAUGUUGGUGAGAAGUGCAUUUAGUGGGUUCAAAAAGACCUGGUUUCUUAGCAUGGAUGCAUCUGCAGUAACGGAGAAUGAAAAAACCCAGAUUUCAAUUUCUCCUGAUUCUAGUAACCAGAUAGCUUGUCAUGGCAUUGCAACUAAUGCUUCGAUUGGUGCUAUUGAUAUUCCUCCCAGUCAUCCUUCUAAAAGGGCGUCUGACUUCAAUUGUUUCAAAUUGCCACAAUUAGAGAAUGGACAUGGUGAAAAGGAGGUUUCUUGUGUUAGCCCACGUGUUUCAGAACAUAGUGGAAAAGGGUUUGUUGAUAAUCUGGAGACAGUUGUCAAACUCUCUGGCACUGAUGACACUGUGAUUCCAUCAACUGGUUCAAUUCCUGGAUGUCAGGGAGAUGGAUUCAGUAAGGGAAAUAAAGAUGAAACCAAUUUAUAUGAUGAAAGAACCUUAAAAUCUUUAUCAAGUGCAAAGAAAAAAUGCAAGGGUAUUGGGGGAAAGGAAGGCACAGUAUGGGAUGAUGUUUGCAAGGACAAUAAUGCUUCUGUUCUGGGAACUGGUAUAUCAAUGGCUGAGCAGGAAGGUAAUUUAGUCCCUGAAAACCCUUCAGAGAAUGCAAGCAGAGAUGAACUAGGUGGGAAUUUAAAGAACACAAGAUCUGUAGUACAGAUGUCAAAUGAUGCAGUUAAGGAAACUGAAGCUCCAAAGGAGCAGUCUGAAUGCAGGAAUAAUGGUAAGGAAAACAUCAAUGCUGAAUAUGAUAAGUCAAGGACAGCGCCUUCUGAACAUGCAUCUACUGUAAAUAAAAAACAUAAGAAAAGGAAGAGAUCUUUGACUCAUGAUUUAGAAGACAAGAUGCAGAAGGUAGAGGGUGCAUCUCAGCAGGCUGAAGUACACAAGUCCGAUGAGGAACAAAAGAAAAUUGAAGAACCAAAGGAAUAUGUUGAAACUAACCAUGACAAAUCUGAGGGCAUGAUUGAAUUUCAACAUGAUAUGGUUUCUCAAGAACCUUCAGAUGCUGGAUCUCCUGCAAAGAAAAAGCGGAAGGGAAAAGAGAGGAGUGGAUAUGAAAGUGCUUUGAAGGAAGAGAGAUCUUUGGUUGGUGAUUCUAAUAAAGAGAGCUUGAGGCCAGAGAAUGCAUGUCAGCACUCUUUGGAAGACCUACCGAAGAUUAAAGACAGCAGUGCUGGCCAACCAACCGAGCAAUGCGGUGAUGCUGAUCCACUGAGAACAAGUGUGAUAGGUUCUAAGAGGAAGAGAAAGAAAAACUCAUCAAAUAAUCAAACAGCCACAAGUACUUCUUCCAGGAAUGGUGAUGCAGAGGAUUCCAGGCUAUAUGGUGUUCAGGAGGAAAUACUCAAAGAUGGUCAGAUCUCUAAAGAUAACAGCGCCAGUAAAAAUGCUGGUGACAACUUUGAAGUUGUAACAAACACAUCCAAAGAAGUCACUAUGUAUAAAGUGAAAAGAACGGGGAAUUCUAAGGAUCAUUGUUCCAUUGAUGUGGGAAUAAAUCCUUCUGAUUUGGAUGAGACGAGGGAGCUAACUGAGAGUAACGGCCUCCACAUGGAUGAGAAUAUUGACCUUGACAAUUGUCAUGUAAGUGAAGCUGGUCAGACUGUGCUAGCAGAAGAAGGAAGAAAGCUACCUCCAUUAGAUGAUCCUAAGCAUUUGCUGUCAGAAAAUUGCAUGACAUCCAACCAGAAUAACGCACAUGCAAACAUCAGAGAGUUGUCAGAGACUUCAGAGGUUCCAAAGGCAAAUGAAACUACUGAAUGUGGAAAAUCAGAGAAGAAGAGAAGGAAGAAAAGAAAGGCUAAGGAUGCAGAUGGAGGAUCUUUACUUACAGAAGACUUUAGCCAUGUAGAUGCUUCUAAGAGUGAUACUGUUUUAAUGGAAUCGUAUCAAGCAACAAAUGAUGAUCCUACCUUUGCAGACACAAUGAAAGAGGAAAGUCUUUUAAAUCAAACAGAGGGGAAAGAGGUACCUCCAGAACAAAUAAAAGGGACUUCAGAUAUUGACAAGGAAGUAAAUGACAUAAAUGUUGGCUCCAUGGAAAACAUCAGCAAAACUGAAGCUCGUGCUGAAAAUCCAAGUGAGAAAAGGAGCAAGAAAGCCAAGAAGAAACAAACUCCUACCGCAAAAGAUGUGUCAGAAAUGCUGACAAAAGAUCAAGUUCUUGAUUGUAAAGAGCCAUCACCUGCUUGUGAAGCGACUAUGGAACUAAGAUCUAAGAAGAAAAAGAAAAGCAAGUCCACUAGUACAAAGUCCACUAAUAAAUCAAGUGGACCAAUUUUGGAACCUGUGGGAGAUGUUGAAACUGAACCUCCCCAUUCUCCUUCAAAUGCGCCCAAAGGAAAUCACAAAUCCCCUUCUGGAGCUAAAGAAACUGAUAUAAAUUCAGUGUCUUCUUUUGGACAUGAAGAUGAUAACCACUUGAAAGCUCCAACCAAAACGGAGAUGAUUAAUGCUGAACAACAUAUUUCAUCUGGGCAAGAGCAGCAUAAAGAUAUUGUAUCAGAUGACAUUCUUGUUGACAAGAAUGGUGCUGAUAGAACAGACAUUGAGCCAAUGCCUGGAAAGAACAGAAAAGUGCAUGACGUAAUGAAAGGAAAUACUCAUGUUGGGAAACUAAGAUCCACAAAGCAACUAUUGUCAACGGUGGGUAAUGGACUUGGGAUUAAUCCUGAUGAGAAAGUUCCAAAAGCACGCAGAACUAGACAAGAAGCUUAUUUGUCUAGUCAGUCUAAUAGUUUCACGUCCACCAUUGAAGAAAACAAAAGGCCUCAAGAUAACAAAUCUUCUGGGGAAAGCAUGAAUUUGGAGAAAAAUAGUGAAGUUUUUCCUGUAUCAAAUUCUAAGCUGAAAGCCCUAAAGAAAACAGUUCAAACUAAAGUUGGCAAAGCUUCUAGGAAUAAUAUUCAGGGAGUUGUGGGUAAAAAAGAGCAAAAGAAGAGCUUGUUAGCAGGAACAAUUUUCAAGGAUGAUAGUAGUGGCACCUCUGAUGACAAAGAUGAAGAAGUUAAUGAUUCCAGUUCCAGCACUAGAAGUCCAUCAGAUGCUUCACUCUCGCCUGAUUACUCACAUGAUGAUAGUGAUGCAGGUUCACAUGGUGGGACAGGACUGGAAAAUGGUGGAGAAAGCCGUAUAGAAGAAUCACGCUUGUCAGUCAAAAAAGGGAUGCCCAUUGAUAGCAUUCUUAGAAGCUCUCGCAGGUAUAAGAAGGCUAAACUGACAGCCUCUCAAUUUGAAGAAAGUGAAAAUCAACCCGUUGAUUUUGUUCCAGACAGCCUGGCAGACAUGUAAGCAUUGAGUUCUGGUCGUUCUUCAUUUAUCUCUGCCGGUGUUUUCUCUAUAUCCUCGUUGCAGCUACAAGAUUUUGUUCACAUGAGAUCAUGUAAGAAGAGCCUACAAAAACUCUACUUUUGCUGGAGCGAUUUUCCCUUUACCUCGUUUCAGCAUAGAAAAUUGAGUUUGGUUUGCUGUUUAAGCUCUUCAGACACUAAUCAUGGGUCAAUUUAUGUCUCAUUGGUGCAUUUUAUUACAAAUGUUACAAAUAGUAACUUAAAUUUUGGUCUGAGGAUACAAAAUAUAAAGAAAGCGUUUUGCCAAAGUAAUUGCUUUGGUUGAAGUUUGGAUGAAUGUUGAAUGACAAUGCGAAAAUGAUAGCAUUUCAAGGUUCCAUUAACCCAAAAG